ACCACUCCCAGUUUCUGCUGCCCGAGCCUGCACCCACCUGUGCCCAUGGCCUGCACGGGCCCGUCACUUCCUAGCGCCUUCAACAUUCUAGGUGCAGCAGGCCAGGACACGCUCCUGUAUCUGAAGCACAAACUGAAGACCCCACGCCCAGGCUGCCAGGGGCAGGACCUCCUGCAUGCCAUGGUUCUCCUGAAGCUAGGCCAGGAAACCGAGGCCAGGAUCUCCGUAGUGGCAUUGAAGGCCGAUGCAGUGGCCCGGCUGGUGGCCCGCCAGUGGGCUGGCGUGGACAGCACUGAGGACUCAGAAGAGCCCCCAGACGUGUCCUGGGCUGUGGCCCGCUUGUACCACCUGCUGGCUGAGGAGAAGCUGUGCCCAGCCUCACUGCGGGACGUGACCGACCAGGAAGCACUCUGCAGCCCCAGCUCCAGGGACGACCACCAGCUGGGGGAACUUCAGGAUGAGGCCUGAAACCGGUGUGGGUGGGACAUUGUUGGGGAUCCAGGGAGCAUCUGGAUGCUCCAGUCCAAUCUGGGCUGCCUCCCACCAUCCUCAGCUUCGUUCUCUGGGACCAGGAGCCUCCCAUGCCCCAUCGAUGGUGUUUUGGGCUGGAGCCAAGGGUUCUCCCUGCGAUCCAUGGACAGCCCCGCAUCCCUGGCCAGCAACUUGGAAAUCAGCCAGUCCCCCACCAUGCCCUUCCUUAGCCUGCACCACAGCCCACAUGGGCCCAGCAAGCUCUGUGACGACCCCCAGGCCAGCUUGGUGCCUGAGCUUGUCCCCGGUGGCUGCCGGGAGCCUGAGGAGAUGAGCUGGCCGCCAUCGGGGGAGAUUGCCAGCCCCCCAGAGCUGCCAAGCAGCCCACCCCCUGGGCUUCCCAAAGUAGCCCCAGAUGCAACCUCAACUGGCCUCCCUGACACCCCUGCAGCUCCAGAAACCAGCACCCACUAUCCGGUGGAGUGCACUGUGGGGUCUGCAGGACCCCAGUCUCUCCCCUCGCCCAUUUUGAAGCCUGUCAAAAACCACUGCCCUGUCAAAGACCAGACGCCACUCCAACUUUCUGUGGAAGACACCACCUCUCCAAAUACCAAGCCAUGCCCACCUACUUCCACCACCCCAGAAACAUUCCCUCCUCCUCCUCCUCCUCCUCCAUCAGCCCCUUGUUCAGCUCACCUGACCCCUUCCUCCCCGUUCCCUUCCUCCCUGGAAUCGUCAUCGGAACAGAAAUUCUAUAACUUUGUGAUCCUCCAUGCCAGGGCGGACGAGCACAUCACCCUGCGGGUCCGGGAGAAGCUGGAGGCCCUUGGCGUGCCCGACGGGGCCAUCGUCUGCAAGGAUUUCCAGGUGCCAGGGCGUGGGGAGCUGAGCUGCCUGCAGGAUGCCAUAGACCACUCAGCUUUCAUCAUCCUACUUCUCACCUCCAACCUUGACUGUCACCUGAGCCUGCACCAGGUGAACCAAGCCAUGAUGAGCAACCUCAGCGACAGGGGUCGCCAGACUGUCAUCCCCUUCCUGUCCCUGGAGAGCUCCCCAGCCCAGCUGAGCUCCAACACGGCCAGCCUGCUCUCCGGGCUGGUGCGGCUGGAUGAACAGUCCCAGAUCUUCGCCAGGAAGGUGGCCAACACCUUCAAGCCCCACAGGCUUCAGGCCCGAAAGGCCAUGUGGAGGAAGGAACAGGACACCCGAGCCCUGCGGCAACAGAGCCAACACCUGGACGGUGAGCGGAUGCAGGCGGCGGCCCUGAACGCGGCCUACUCGGCCUACCUCCAGAGCUACUUGUCCUAUCAGGCACAGAUGGAGAAGCUCCAGGUGGCUUUUGGGAGCCACAUGUCAUUUGGGACUGGGGCGCCCUUUGGGGCUCAAAUGCCCUUUGGGGGCCAGGUGUCUCUGGGAGUCCCGCCACCCUUUCCCACUCGGCCGGGGUGCCCGCAGCCGCCACCCCUGCAUGCGUGGCAGGCUGGCACCCCCCCACUGCCCUCCCCACAGCCAGCAGCCUUCCCACAGUCCCUGCCCCUCCUGCAGCCCCCAGCCUUCCCUACGGCCUCACCUGCACUCCCUCAGAGCCCAGGACUGCAACCCCUCAUUAUCCACCAUGCACAGAUGGUACAGUUGGGACUGAACAACCACAUGUGGAACCAGAGAGGGUUCCAGGCGCCCGAGGACAAGACACAGGAGGCGGAAUGA
Molecule: messenger RNA, 2178 nt
Organism: Symphalangus syndactylus (siamang)
Lineage: Eukaryota; Metazoa; Chordata; Mammalia; Primates; Hylobatidae
Product: TIR domain-containing adapter molecule 1-like
Biological process (GO): positive regulation of canonical NF-kappaB signal transduction; positive regulation of type I interferon production; TRIF-dependent toll-like receptor signaling pathway
Cellular component (GO): endosome
Molecular function (GO): signaling adaptor activity
Source: RefSeq, a predicted model, not a curated record